This is a messenger RNA of Tetranychus urticae (two-spotted spider mite), 4022 nucleotides long. RefSeq names its product Structural maintenance of chromosomes 6 (gene SMC6). Gene Ontology annotation, biological process: double-strand break repair via homologous recombination. Gene Ontology annotation, molecular function: single-stranded DNA binding; damaged DNA binding. The record is from RefSeq and is a predicted model, not a curated record. Lineage: Eukaryota; Metazoa; Arthropoda; Arachnida; Trombidiformes; Tetranychidae. Gene Ontology annotation, cellular component: Smc5-Smc6 complex; nucleus; site of double-strand break.
UUACCUUCAUUCAUUUUCCCGGUUCAGAAACAAAAUUCGUUGUCAGACGAUGGUUUGUUAUUUUGCCUUUUUACUCAUUGUUGACUAUCACUAGUUAAUUAUUUCUAUCUUUGUUUUUAUCUACCUGUAUUUUUGGAUUUGUGUUUGUUUUUCUUAAACAGGACAUGAUGUCUGCCAAAAGAAAGCGUCGUGAUAGAUCACCAAGCUUAUCUAGUGAUUCUAAAGAAAACAUAGAUUUUGAUGAGGAGGACAAUCCUGAUCGCGCCAAUGAUUCAGACGAUUCACUGGAUAUGGAAAUCAGCUCUAUUGGAGAAACUAGCUUUCUCAAUAGUCAAGAUAAGUCCAAUUAUAUUGAGUGUGGUACUAUCAAAUCCCUCAAAUUAGUCAAUUUUAUGUGCCAUGGCCAUUUUGCUAUUGAAUUUGGCCCAAGAAUUAACUUUGUUAUCGGUCGGAAUGGAAGUGGUAAAAGCGCUAUCUUGACUGCUAUUGUUUUAGCUCUUGGUGGUCGUUCUCAUCACACUAGUCGCGGCCAAAGCUUAAAAUCUUUUAUUAAAACUGGAGAGUCUAGAGCUAAAAUUGUUAUCAAACUGAAUAAUUUCAACAAUAUAGACAAAAGUGCAAGUUUCAAGUAUGAAGAGUACGGUGACACUAUCUGGAUAGAGCGUCUGCUCAAGUCAGACGGUUCUUCAACUUACCAUCUGAAAAACAAAAAUGGCAAAUCUAUAACUACGAUGAAAAAAGAAUUGGAUACCAUUGUGAAACAUUUCAAUAUACAAAUCGAUAACCCGAUAGUCGUUCUCAAUCAAGAAAUCAGUCGAAAUUUUCUUAACUCAAAAAACCCGCGGGACAAGUAUAGCUUCUUCAUGAAAGCAACUCAGUUAGAAGACAUCUUAAACGACUAUGCGUAUGCUUCCGAGAAGACUACUUUAACUGAACUUGAAUUGGAUAAGAAAAAAAAGGUUUUGAAAGACGUUGCUUCAGAACUCAAAGAAUUAAAGAAGAAAGUUUCAUUAUUCGCCAAGAUAGACGACCAAAACAACAAACUGAGUUCUUUGGAUAAAGAGUUACUUUGGGCCUUAGUUUGCGAAAAGGAACGAGAAUUUGAAGAAAUUUUGAGUAAAAUCGAAGAAAAUAAUGGCAAAGUGAUUGAGCACACAACUACAAUAAAUAAACUGGAAAAUAAACUUACUAAGUUUUCAGCAGACAAAGAGAAUACUCAGAAAGAUUUGGAUGACAUGGCAAUCAAAGUUGAUGAAAUAAAAGCGAAGAUUGGCGAAAAGACUCAAAUAUUGACCGAAUAUAAAGAAAAAAAGAACAAUUUUGCUAUUGAAUGCUCUAGACUGAAGAAUGAACUCGAUGCUAUGGGAAAAGAUGAAAAGCAUCUUGAAAGAAAAAUUAACGAACUCAAGAAACAAUUCGGUGAUGUAGAAAAAGUCGAACAAGAGAGGCAUCUUAGAGCUGAAAUGGUUGCUAAAUUGGAAGAAGAAGAGAGGCAACUCAAAGCAGAAAUACGAACCCGUAAACUUCAUAAAGAACAAUUACAAGGCUCUAUUUCCGAGAUCGAGAAAAAGAUUUAUGGUUGCAAGGCUGAAAUUGAUUCGAUUAAGUCUUCAAUAUAUAGAAAGAAACAAGAUAUUCAACAAGCUCGUUCUAGUGAGAAUGACCAACUGUUGCGGUUCGGAGUUUACAUGCCUCAUUUGCUCAAACAGAUUGAUUUAGAAUUCAAACAAGGACGAUUUGUGAAGAAGCCAUUAGGACCUAUCGGCCAUUUGAUUAAGCUACGAGAUCCCGGUGCAGCAUUUGCUGUUGAGUGUUGUAUCAAAGGGCUAGUUAGUGCCUUUUGCUGUGAUAAUCAAGGCGAUGCAAAUGUUCUUAGUCAGUUAUUUAAAAGGACUCUUGGCAAUGCGCGACCUCCCAUGAUAAUAACCAGAAGAUUUACUAAUCUUCACAACGUUUCUUCCAAUUGUAUUCAAAGUGACAAAUAUAAAUCUAUAUUAGAACUUCUUGACAUUGACCAAGCUCCAGUCGCUAAUGUACUAAUUGACAGGUCUAACAUCGAGUCAAUUGCCUACAUUGCUAACGAGGAUGAAGCUCUCAACGUGAUGACUAAUGCAGAAAAAGUUCCACAUAAUUGUAAUCAAGCUUACACUAAGCAAGGAACCAACAUGUAUCCAGUUAAAAGGAACCAAUUUUUCAAGUCUUAUGCGCCAAAUUAUAACCAAGCUAAAUAUCUAACUCAUGACAUCUCAGAUUACAUUCUUUCACUUGAACACGAAUUGGUGGAAUUGAACAAAAAGUGGGAAUCUAGAACAGCUGAUCUAACUCCUUUACAAGAAAAUCUUCAGGAAAACAAAUUGGAUUUAGUUGAAACUACGAACAAGCUUUCAAAAUUGUAUGAUCGUGCUAAUGAAGUUUCCAGAGAGCUCGAAGAGUUAAAAAAUGUUGUUGAAACCACUCCAGUCGAGAUGGAUCUGUUUGAAAAAGAUCUAUCUGAUUUACGAAUGGAAAAAACAACCAGAAAUGAGAAGCUUGCUGGGUUGCAGGAAAAGUACAGUGAAAUGAAAACAUUAAUUGAGGAAAUUAAUGUGAAAAUAACGACCCUUCAAGAUGAAAAGACUCGUCUAUGCCAUGAAGAGAGACCUGCAAGAGAGAAGAUGAAGACUCUUGAAGACCAAUUAGUCAGUGUUCAGCGAACCCUGAACCGAUUUAAAGACAAUCUAACUUCAGUGGAAGAAGAAAUACACGAUUUAAAGAAAGCUCAAGAAAGUAAAAAGCAAGAAGUCGAAAAUAUGAGGCAAAAAGCUAUGGAGGAAACAGGACAAGAAAUAAGAACGACUAGAUCUCCUAGUGAUGUCAAAAAAGAGAUUGUCGACAUAAAACGGUUUAUGCAAGAACAAGAAAGUGAAAUCGGAGAUCGAGAUAAGAUCAUCAAACAAUAUAAUGACCGUAUUGAAGCUCAUGAACGUGUGCUUGAGCAAGUUGAAACUUUUGAAGAACUACUUGAAGAGUUUAAAGCCUCAACCAAAAUGCGCCUUGAUAAAUAUCGUCGAUUACGAAAACAAAUAACAGAAAAAGCUUGUCAAGUAUUCAAGAUAGCCCUUGAUGCUCUCAAUUUUUCCGGUAUUCUUGAAAUAAAUCACGAUGAUUGUAUAAUUGAUGGUGCCUCAAAGAAAGCAAAAACAUUGGAUAUCAAGAUAAAUCCCAAAGUAAUGGUUAAUUCAGAUGUUUACAAAGACACUAGAAGUCUUUCAGGAGGUGAAAGGUCGUAUGGUACAGUUGCUUUCCUUGUUGCUUUAUGGGAAUCAUGUAAUUCACCAUUCCGUAUACUCGAUGAAGUUGACGUUUUCAUGGAUGUUGUUACCCGAUCCACAGCUAUGCAAAUUCUUGUCGAAAAUGCCAAAAUGAAAGCUGGCAAACAAUACAUCUUUUUAUCGCCUCUUGGUUUGGUGGUUGAUGAAAAAUAUGUUCAUGUUCACCGAAUGCCUGAUCCUGUCAGAGGAAUUUCAAACGUACUGUCUCACACAGAUUAAUCAAAAUAUAUUUUACACAACUUGCUAUUUUUUCUCAUUUCGUAAUCUCUCCUUAUCGCCUAAUCAUUCCCAUUGACUGUGGUUCCUAUUUUUCACCAUUUCCCUUCUAUCACUAUCCAUCUCUAUCCUUAACACUCAGCUAAUAUUAUAUUCGAUUAUUUUUCCGUCCUAUUUUCACUUAUUUUUUGCACAAAUCAGAAAUAUCAGAGUAAUUCUUUGCUCAUACAAAAAAAUCUCCCAUCCUAUCAAAACCUUUUUAUUGUAAUGUUAAUUCUACAGAAUAAUCUGUCAAUUUUUUUUUGAAAAAUGGGCUUUUCGCAAAGCUCAUCAGUUGUAAAUUCAGAAGUUUUCCAAUCAGAAAUAAUUGUUAAGUUGAUUAAGCGUAAUAACAAGCUUGAUGAGACGAAUCUAAGGAGAUGAUUAUGCCAAAGAAUUUAAAAACUAUUUUGUUCUAUUGUAAUAAAAAAUGAUUAUUGUAUUUAUCAAUUUUAA